UUCGUGGAUGCUGUUUCUGGUCCCCCACGCUGAACACCUGGGAAUCCCUCCUUCCAAAGCUAUCUUCCUCUCCACAAUUGGCGGCAUAGGUGGCAUCAUCGGUCGGACCAUCUUCAUCAUCCUCGUCGGCAAAGGCAUCAAUGUUUAUGUCGUCUACAUCGCCAUAGGUCUCAUCGGCACGGCAUCAUUUCUGCUGGACUUCAUCAGUUCUGCUUACGCGGUGCGUGCUACCUUGGCUUUUGUCCAGGGUUUCUCCUUCUUCAUCGAGGAUGCUAUUAUGUCCAGUUUAUUCAAAGAUGCAGUCUUUGACAAUCGGAAUUUUAACAUGGCCGUGGCUCUCGGUUUAUUCGCGGGAGGACUGGGGGCGACAUGUGCAGGAACAAUUUCAGGUUAUCUGUUUGAUGUCACCCAGUCAUUCACGAUGGUGUUCAUCAUCGUCGGCUUCAUUCACGCCAUCAUGGUCGUUCAUCUCUUCAUCAUAGCGAUCCUCAUCAAGAGACGACGACAAGAUGUCAGCUCUUAUUUUGACCAUUGAGGUUUUAGAGGAGGAGUCAGAAACUUCUACCUAUCCUCCUUCCUUUUAAAAUAAAUAAAGGAGGUGCCCUUAACAAGUUGAUACCGAACAACCGAUUAAUAUAAUAAUAAUAACUACACUCAA
Messenger RNA from Strongylocentrotus purpuratus (purple sea urchin), 658 nucleotides. RefSeq lists its product as uncharacterized. Gene Ontology annotation, molecular function: monocarboxylic acid transmembrane transporter activity. The transcript is spliced from 2 exons. Lineage: Eukaryota; Metazoa; Echinodermata; Echinoidea; Camarodonta; Strongylocentrotidae. The record is from RefSeq and is a predicted model, not a curated record. The coding region runs from base 8 to 535 and encodes 175 amino acids.